Amoebophrya sp. A120 is the source of this 8009-nucleotide messenger RNA. The record is from the annotation of a GenBank genome assembly. NCBI's taxonomy places the organism in Eukaryota, Dinophyceae, Syndiniales, Amoebophryaceae.
CAAACUACCCACAUGAUUUUUAACAAUGGAAAUAAUUGCAAGGCUUUCCUCCCUGAUUUGAUUUUGAAAAAACCGAAACGCGAUCGCCAACUACAGCCAUGCCCUACGGCACCUGGAUCAACGUCGACAAUGUCACGCUUCUUGUCGAUGGGUUUCUCCACAAGGACCGGCGCAAGUGCAAGCACUACAUUUUGUCCCACUUCCAUGCGGACCACACGCAGGGUCUGGACGCGGAUUUCAACCACGGCUUGAUCUACGCGACGCCCUGUACUGCGGAAUUGAUUGUAAGACUCACGGGCGUACGCGAAAGCUUCUUGCACCAAAGCUGCCGAGAAGCGAUACUUGACGUCGACAAUAUUACUCCAUCGAGGGCACAUCCCCAGCGGAGAUUGGCACUACCGCAUAAUGAAGAUGCUGAGGCCGCGACAAGAAUUACAGGCAGCGCAGAGGUAGCGGAUGUCGCCUUCAACACAGGGAAAGCGAAAGGCGCGGGCAACAAGAAUAUUAGGAGUGCAAGAACCCGUCAAGCGUUUCUCGGCCGAGAGAUUCACGUCGAGGACGAGGUUUACCUAACUUUCCUGGACGCCAACCACUGCCCCGGUGCCGCGAUAGUUUUCGUGUACUCGAGGAAAUCAGGCAAAUGCGUGCUCCACACGGGCGAUUUCCGCGGCGCAAAAGUCGUCCAGGACGAUUGCGCGCGGUGGCUGGGCGAGAGGAAAGAUUGGAUCCCAAAAGUCGAGACGUUGUACCUCGACAACACGUACUGCAAGCCAAGAUUCCAGUACCAAACAAAAACUGUUUGUCACAAGCAAUCAACAUGCGCAGUUCUGCAACGCAAAACUGUCUAUCAUGUUCAUGCGUAAAAAUGGUUGCAUUACAGUCAAGUUUCAUGCGCGAUUGUUCGCCUUAUUGUGAUGUUCGUCUUUUAUGCAAUUAUCCUACAGGAAUGCGAUACCGAUACAACGUAGAAGAAUUUGUAUUUAUGAAAAACCUGCAAGAAUAGUAAAUUUGGACGAACUUUUUUCGUUUCCAUAUCCAGUUUCCCGACCUGCAAUUAGUCUUCGAAAAGACGCGCGAGUAUUGUCGGGAACUGUUUGAUACGAUAUCCAGAGCAGCCAGAGCGGCAAAAGAAGAUGAAGCAGAAGGAAUGGACGGAAAGACAGGGAGUGUGCUGGUUUUGAUCGGAACCUACUCGAUCGGCAAAGAAAACUUCGUGCAGGCAGUGCACGACGGGUUUAAUAACUCACGUGUACUGGGACAAAAUGAUAUCGGCGGGAGCAAAAGUGCAUCAAGCCCUGUUGACCCUGUGAAGAUCCAGAGCCCUUAUCGCUGGCGGCUCCAGAAAAUUGUCCGCAAGCACUACAGGGAGGAAUUUGGGACACUUUUCCGGGGACCAACGUCAUCGGCUUCUACUUGUCAGAAAACCAAGAAAAUCGGUUUGGCGGGUGACGUCGACGAGUUGUGUAAUCAACAUGGCUCCUCUGUAACUUUCGAGCUUCACACGACCCGUCUUGAAGCCUUGUCGUUCGACAAGCUGGCAAAAUUUUACCUGCACAACCCAACGGAAGAUUCGAAAUUUGGCUGUGAUAAGAAAAAGCGCGUGAUCAGAGUGGAUGCAGACUACUUGUUGGAGUCAAAGACGACCGGCGUUGUGGCCGAAGAUCGCGGUCGCAGCAAAGACCCACCACCUGGGGGCGGCCACGAUCUUGUCGAAAGAGGAUCGAGCGCCGCCUCAUCGUCCUCGUCCUGCUCUAGCAUUUCUUGUGCGAUUGGUGGCCAAGGGAGCAACAUGGGCGUCGAUCCUACAACUAAAACCAUCAGCAGGGUACUUAGUGUGGACGACGAUGUGAAAGUAAGCGAAGAAGAAGGGAACGCAGACGGCGACGAAGGCAUUGAGCAUGAGCAGUUCGAAGGUUUCCCUGAGAAAGCAGUAGGAGCUGGUGCGCUACGUCCCGUGGUCAACACAGUGACAGUCACCGAGGAAAGUCAGGACGAGGGUCACGUACAACAGGAGCAAGACAAGAAAAAGUACGACCGUGUGAUCGCGUUUCGACCCACCGGCUGGACGUGGAGCAACAAAGAGCGAAAUGUUAUCAAGGAGUUCACGAGCAAAGACGGCAGAAUCACCAUCGCACACUGCGCUUAUUCCGAGCAUUCGAGUUUUCUAGAAUUACAGCAGUUUGUCAACGUGAUAAACGCAAACAGCGUUCUCCCCACCGUGCCGGACGACACGUUGGACAUGAAGAAGUUCCUGAGCUACUUCACCAGCGAAGCUGACCGUUGUAACGGGAGCAAAGCGAAAGCAGCUGCGACGUCCUCCGGUGCCACUGCGAAGAAGCCAAAAGCGAAAGCGAAGCAGGCGGGCGGAAGAAAGGUGGGCAGUGCGAAAGCAGCUGCGGAGAAGCAGAAGGAUGCUGCGGGUGCAAAGAUGCUGGAAAGUUUUUUUGUCAAUCCUGUCAGCAACCAAAAUCAUGAUGCCCAGAUGAAAAGCGGAACCGGUGCCACAUCAAGCACAAGUACUGCUGUUGAGAAGAUGGAGAUGAGGCUUGUGCCUUUCGCUUCGACACAAGCGAAGCCGAAGUUGGAGGCUAUGCCGGCUUCGCAGCCUUCCGCGAAAAAACAUCAAGGAGGGGACAAAAUUAUUGCAUCCCCAGGUCAGACUUCAACUUCAUCGAAGAUGAAGAAGCAAAAAACGCCAAAGAAAGCGAGCAGCGUAGCAGCAGCUACUGGGCAUAAAGCUCCAGCGCUGGCUGCUGCGGCAAAUCUGUCAAGCGCUAUCAUUGAGUCGGUAAACCGCGAACAGACGAGCGCGGAAAAAGGCGCCGCGAACAGACUCGCAAAUGAGCCCGCGGCCCAAAGCGCCGGGCCGCAGCUCGGUCGCAAGCAGCUGAAGAUAUCCGAUUUUUUCAAGACGCAAUCCAGCCCGGAGUGCCAGGCCAGAAGACUCCGAGAGCAGAAGGAGCUCGAGCGGCGAGGCGAGGCGCCCUUGCAGUACCUGCCGCCAACUCCCAAAAGCGAGGAACGCGAGCCCGUUGCGAAGCGGCGGAAGAUCGAGUACGACGUGAAGAGUAGGAGCUACGUUGAACGGGUGGAGUACGUGGAGGUUGGCCCGACCCGGAAAGUUUUUGCGAGUAAGCCGAAAAAUGACAACGCCUUGCCGGAAAUGAAACUGACAGAAGUAGAGCGUGACCGGGUGGUCAUUGAACUCUCGGACAGCAGCGAAUCCGAUAAAGAUAUGAUGCAAGAAAAGGAUGCGGGCGAUGCCGCAAAAAUGGAGGCGAAAUCCAAAAACAAAGAGCACGUCGCAUCCGCUUCGCAGAUCCGGCCGCCGCAAGCGCCGGCGGCCCUUUCGCCAAGUCAGCCGCAUCAAACGACCCCAGUUUCGCCGGACAGAGAUGACGUAAUCGAUCUCUCUUCCUCCUGUUUGUCGCUCUCGUCCCCGUCGCCAGAAAAGGGCAAAGCGAGCGCCGCGCCCUCACUGAAGAUGGCAGUAGCUCCUGUAGCCGCUGCAGCUGCGCCGCCACCAGCAAGAACAGCACCUUGCUCGUCUAAGGACAACAAGACCGCUACAACAGCCGCUGCAGCUGCACUAGGCCAUCCUACGGCCACCGCCACUACAGCCACCGCCAGCACGGGCCCAGCUUCCUUUUGGAACUACUAUAUCCAAACUGGCGGCUGGGGCAGCGGCUCUUCGUCGUCCGCAUCCACCACGUCGGCUGCUAUGGUUGUAUCGAAAACGGACCACUUAGAGUCCAGCAGUUUCUCCGUCACUGGCUACCUAGCCUCAGAGGAAGGUAGAAACCACUUUCCGAACCUCUACUCGCCUGAGCAUAAUAAUUCUUCGUCUACUUCAUCCAGUAUUAAGGACCGACCCAAGCGGCCCAACAUCCCCAUGUCCUUUGCGGCUCGCGCACUCACGCUGGCCGAGGAGUCAAAGAACACGGGAAAGGGAUCGAACAAGAAGCGCAGCGUGAUCCUGACCAACUUCUUCCGCACGAUAUUGAAGGUGAACCAACAAGACUUGGUGCACGCGGUUUACUUCAUUUUGUCCAAAAUUUCCCCGGAGUACGAGAACUUGGAAGUUGGUGUCGGGUCGGCGUCGAUUCUGAAGACCAUUUCCACCGUGCUAUCCACCACGCCAGACGCACUGACGCAAUUGGUGAAAGAUAACAAAGCGGAGGACCUAGGCGAGGCGGCGCUCAUCAUGCGGAUGCGACAACCGAAAUUUUUUGCCAGUACAACGACGAAAAAUUCUGCUGGAAACACCUUGUCGAUAAAGCGUGUGGUGACAGAUGUACGGGAGAAAGUGGCGAAAACGUCUGGAAAGAACUCGUUGAAAACCAAACUUGAUGUGAUGCAGAAGUUGCUCGCAUUGGCCAGUCGCGACGAGGUGAAGUACUUGAUUCGGUUUUUGGAGAACAACAUGCGCAUUGGGAUCAAGUCCGCAACAGUGUUACAAUGCUUGGCGCACGCGUUCGUCUGGGAAAGAUUAGUUGAUAGAAGAGAACCUGAGCCUUCAGCAGGUUCGAACAGUAAGCAGGAGGAGCUCCGACAAGUAGAACUACAACACCCGCCCAUCGAUCCCGUUUUCGCGGACGAAGUUCUGACGCUCGUAGAAGUGACGUUUCGCCGCUGUUUCUCCGAGUACCCCAGCUACGACCGGCUAGUAGAAGUCUUUCUCGAAGCGUUGCAGCAGCAAGACGGCACCGAAGAUGCGCCCCCACGACACGCUGUCGGAGACGAUAAAAACGUGGUCUUAUGCAAUGCAAAAGCAUCGUACUAGUAUAAAUCGCAUGACAAAUUCCCUCAGCAUGAAAAAUGGAAUUUGUAAUGCGGAUUUAGGAUAGGAGGGAGAUUUGUAAUGCAUGAUUGCGAAUACUACGAGUACGAUACUUUUGCACAGGAUAGGUCUCUUACUUCCACAAUAUCUGCGAACAGCAUUUUGCUUCCCGUUGCACCAUCACCCGGGGUAUCUAUGAACUGCAAAAGUAUCGUAGUCGUAUAAAUGCAUUACAAAUUUCCUCAGCAUGAGAAAUAAAAUUUGUAAUGCGGAUUUGCCUUUAAGAAAAAGAUUUGUAAUGCAUGAUUGCAAUACGAGUGCGAUACUUUUGCACAGGAUAGUAUCCCCGUGAAGCCGAUGUUGGCCAACCCAGCCCGGGCCUUACAGGAGCUGACCACCCGGUUUCAACGAAACAAAAUCGGCGCCGAGUUUAAAUACGAUGGGGAGCGGGCACAGAUUCACAUCUUUAGGAGACGCGCGGGGGCCACGACGAAGCAAAAUAAAGCUCCCACAGCUGCUGCUGCGGCACAAAUGGCGAUAUUACGUGUCGAAAUCUUUUCCCGUCGUUGCGAGAAGAUGACCGAGAGAUACCCGGACGUGGUGUAUCAAGUGUAAAAAUGUCUGGGUCUGGAAGAGUGUGAGACUUGUCAUGCAGGUUUUCCAUGACCCAUGAGGUCUGGCAUGUGGGACAUAGCAUGACAGAUUCUGUGCGAGUUCCAUCAUGCCUAUCCUGCAUGAGAAACUGCCUGUCGAGUAGGUCAAAAGUGGACAGCUUUUGGCAAGCAUGCAACACAGAUUUUCGCAUGCUUCAGAUUUAGCAUGACAUUUUUACUUUUGAUAUGGUGCAGACCAUCGAAAAAAACCUGCGAGAGGAUGUCGAGGAAGCAAUUUUUGAGUGUGAGGUCGUACCCGUGGCGGUGGAUGUUGCGACGGGGGCAACAGGAACAGCAGCUUUGGCUAGGAGUAGCGAGGAACAACAAGAACCACUACUUGCGAGCGAUUUUAUCCAAACAGCUGAUGCAAAGCGCACUACGGAAACAAAUACCGGUGAAGAAGUAGAUCAUCGAGGUGUAGAACUUGUUCCAAACAGGAGCGCCGCAGCGACGAAUGUUAAAUUCCCGACAACAUUCAAGCUCCUUCCCUUCCAGAAGCUCUCGACUCGGGGGCGAAAAGACGUGCAGCUAAAAGACGUGAAGGUCCCCGUGUGCCUUUUCAUGUUCGAUCUGCUACUGUUGAACGGCGAGGUGAUGGCGAGGAAAGAUUUGAGGACAAGGCAGAAGUUCUUGGCGGAAAGGAUUUUCCGAAAGACAUGCGAAAAUAGCGAAAAGAACGGAUGCUACACUUACACAGAUGAGACUGUCGCUGACGAAUUCCUCAGCCAGCCAAUUGUGCCGCAGAAAAUCCACGUCGUCGCACCAGAAGAGUUUCAGCUCGUGGGAGGAGAACAACACAUACACAACCAAAAUUCUGAAGGCCUCGUGGCAGAGGACGAGCCUUCUGCGGAAGUGGAAGGCACGACGAAGACGAAGACGUCCAUCGUGGUCUCGAACAAAGCAGAUUCAACCCCCCCUAGUCGUGCUGAAGGGCAAAUGAAUGUGACCGCGUUUGCGGAACGGAACGACCAACGACUGAACGAGCUGCUGAACCUUUCGGUUAAAAACGGCUGCGAGGGACUGAUGCUGAAGUCUUUUCAAUCCACGUACGAAUCCUCCAAACGCUCCUACGAGUGGCUGAAACUGAAGAAGGACUACAUCGAAUCGAUAUGGCGCUCUCAGAUAUUGUUGCGUGAAUCGCUGUAUACAUAAAUUUCUGCUUGUAACGCAAGACUGGUAAACGCAAAAGCCGGAAGCUUGCGCUUGUUCCAGCAUAACAUUCAUUCAUUUCAAGUUCAAUGCUUUCGAAUUCAUUCAUCCAUCCGAGAUUGAGGCUUGUGCUUGUCUUGCGAAGCUGCAAGUAGCCUCAUUACGCAGAUGAAAGUGAAGCAGGUUGUGCACCAUGACAAAUCAAGCAAAAGGCUUCAUGUGUUAUUAGCGAUCAGUGCAACGCUUGAGAGCGGCAUUAUCCACGGGCGACACCUUGGACGUCACGGUGGUGGGUGUGUUUUACGGGAACGGAAGGCGCGCGGGCUGGUUCGGUUCGUUUCUGCUGGCAGUAAGGGCGGGUAGCGGGGAUGAGAAACGAGCGAGUAUUGCUAUUGAGACGGACCGAAUAUUACGUCACCAAAUGGUCGGCGACACUGAAGAAGGCUAUGACGACCAGGAAGGGCCCUGUCCUGACGAUGAUGUGCAAAUGAACGGAGAUGAAACCUCUGUUCCAUCCUGCUCCAUCCGCUACCAAACCCUGUCGAAAUGCAUGUCCGGCUUCACAGACAAGGAGUUGAUCCGCAUGCGGGAAGUGUUCUCGGCGAAGAUUUUACCGGAGAAGCCCGCGUAUGUCGACUGCUCCAUGAACCCGACCAUAGUUCCAGAUGAGUGGAUCGAACCGUGCGAAGUUUGGGAAGUGAAAGGCGCGGACUUCCAAAAGUCUCCGGCGCACACGGCGGGCGGCCCCUUGCCGGCGGGGCUGGACGCCGGGGGCACUGCGGGAACCACCGGUGUUCGCAAUGCAGCUGACGAGAGCGCUAAAAGGACAGAUCCAGACGUCGACAUGGUUGAGGCAGGCGAUCCGAACGAUGACGAAAUUGAUCAAAUAGAUGACUUCUAUUGUGGCAUAGGUUUGCGCUUUCCCAGAUUUGUGCGCGCGAGGCACGAUCUGCAGCUGAAGGAUAUUGUGACCGGAGGGAAAAUUUUGGAGUUAUACAAAAGCCAAGCCACGAUAGGAGCUUCCUCGUCAGGCAUGGCAGGAGGUGCGGUUGCGGGAGACGGGCCGAAAAGAAAAACAAGCGGAAGCGCACUUGCUGAUGUUGUUUCGGAAGAAAGAGGAAAUGAAGUUGUAUUCUCGCGAAAGAAGCUGUCAAUGACAGUGGCUGCCUCAUCAGCUACCGGUGAUGAAUUGAAAAAUAUACAAGACAAACAGAAUGGUGACGACGACCACGAUCAAGAUGACGAAGACUCAUCGUGAGCAUCAUACUUCUACGCCUAACCGAUUUACGUCAGAGCUCCUGCAAGUGCAACACAUCGCCGCUCGAACGAUUCAUUACGAUUCAGUGUUCUACUAUGAACUUCUAAGUAUAUGCGUAGGCUUGUAAUAUGUGGUCCUGGUCCUGUUCAUCCUUUUCCUUAGCAAAUAG